AUGUCCGUCACUGUGAAAUUUGGAAGAGAUCGUAUCUCCCUCGCCCUCCCCUCUCCAGACACUACUCUACAUGCAAUAAAACAAUCUCUCGCUGACUACACUGGUCUAAAUGCAUUCAAACUCAUCCACAAGGGCGCUGUCAUGCGCGACGACAACGCUCCAAUAUCGGCUUAUCGCAUCCAUCCUGGCUCUGUCAUUCAAAUGAUCCCCGUGGACGAGUCAAUGCCCCAGCCCCCUCCCUCAAAUCGUCAAUCCGCCACCACAGACGACGAUGAGAACUCGGUUAUCACAACAAUCCAUACCGAACUCGCUAUGGUCAGAUCAACCCUCGCCCCAGAUCUCAACGAUCUCCUCGGCCGCAUCACCAACACCGAAAAGACCAGCGAGAAGGACAAGAAAGAGUUUCUGCGCAUCGGCGAGCUGCUUCUCCAGAGUCUGCUCAGAUUGGACGGCGUUACCCCCGACAGGGACUGGGUCAAGGCCAGAGAGGAGCGAAAGAAGGCAGUCAAGGAGGUUCAGGGCUUGUUGGACACACUCGACGAUACCGUUGCAGAGAGACGGGCGGCUGGAUUGCAUAACUAAUACUACAGUACAUGGACACCCAUAUGUACACUAGAUACCUGGGGGAAAGGGAAAAAAACAGUUAGCGACAGUCAAAGACAGGAAUGGAGAAAGAG
This is a messenger RNA of Coprinopsis cinerea okayama7#130, 677 nucleotides long. RefSeq lists its product as hypothetical. Gene Ontology annotation, cellular component: cytosol; nucleus; membrane. Bases 1 to 582 code for a protein of 193 amino acids. The record is from RefSeq and is a predicted model, not a curated record. Gene Ontology annotation, biological process: protein stabilization. The transcript has a single exon. Lineage: Eukaryota; Fungi; Basidiomycota; Agaricomycetes; Agaricales; Psathyrellaceae. Gene Ontology annotation, molecular function: protein-folding chaperone binding; adenyl-nucleotide exchange factor activity.